Molecule: messenger RNA, 7357 nt
Organism: Metopolophium dirhodum (rose-grain aphid)
Lineage: Eukaryota; Metazoa; Arthropoda; Insecta; Hemiptera; Aphididae
Product: multidrug resistance-associated protein 1-like
Exons: 35
Coding region: 2489-7000 (1503 amino acids)
Biological process (GO): transmembrane transport
Cellular component (GO): membrane
Molecular function (GO): ABC-type transporter activity; ATP hydrolysis activity; ATP binding
Source: RefSeq, a predicted model, not a curated record
GUUUAUUAACUACGGCAUAGGCACAAUUUUAAGUUUAGACUUAGAGGAGCUUACAUAUUUAAAUGAAACGGACACGUGGGAGAAAAACGUUUUGCAGGUACUAUUAUAACAAACAAAACACUGUUCAGAUGAGGGUAUUAAAAGUCAAGUCAAUAAUUAUAUAGAAAAUAAUAUGAUAUCGGUACAGGCACGUAUACAUUAGGGCCUAACCGAAAUAUUUUCAAACAAUAUUAUUUUUUGACAUGCAGCUAUAAUCUAUGUAAAAUACAAUUUUGAAUUUAUUUUAAAUAUUAUUUUGUUAAACUAUUCGACUAUAUUUAUUGACGUUCACGCGUUCUACACAAUACAUAUAGUUUUCAAUCCUUGUAUAGUUUAUAUACCUAUCCUUGCCGUAUCCGCCGGUGUUAUGCGCUAUUUUAUGAUUUAUUUAACAAUUUUCAUCGCAUUUAAUGUAAUAUGAUAGUUUAAAUAUUACUUGGAACAUAAUAUUAUAUUUGUGUAGCGUUAAUGCUAACGGUCAGUAUAUACUAUUAUACUAACGAUAAUAUCGACCAACGAGUAACGAGUUUAUUGUUUAAUAUAUAUAAUUUAACGAUGUUUUAGUUGUUAAAUCCGGAUCCAUUGAUUUAUACACUCAAAUAUAUGAAAAAAAAGAAACAAUAAUUUUUGUGACAACAAAAAUAUUUUGAAAAGGGUAGAACAAAGAAGAAAAAAGCGAAAUUUGCAGAGUGAAAAAUUUUAAAUUAUUUAUGGAAAUUUAAGGAAAAACAAAUACAUCUGUCAGGAGACACAAUUAACCAGGAGGGGAGGAUAUGAGACUGCGAAUCGGUGCUGAUAUGCAAAGUGUGAGGCCACUGGUCACCUCUGCAACGUUCUCGCAACCACCGGUUCCGCGGGUUGACGAGUACUUCGGAAGCGUUUGCUCGGGCGCGUCGGCAAGGCCAGACCGACCUGACCUAUUAUAAAAUUUAAAGUUCUGGCUGUAUUCUGGAGCGUUUCCUCAUGGGCGUCGCAAUUCACACACGUCACGGAUUCCGCCGAAGGAGUCGAUAAUUAAAACUGAACUUUUGGAUCGGAGAUAUGAAGACGCGCGCUGCAUUUUCCUUGACGGAGACGCACAGCUCUGACACUAGACAAUAUUAUACUCUCAAAGGGACCGCGUUUCGCCGGAAGAAUAAAUAAUUACAUCAUAAAGGUACUAGUAUUGUAUACUAGAUAAGUUUCAAUUAGCGAGAUGUAGAGAGAGAUGGAGAUGGAGCGAGAUGUAGACGGAUGAAGAUAGCUGUUUCUUCGACGACAGCGUGUGCUGCAGUACAGCUAGGUUUCACUGGAAGAGUCGAUGUUUAUGCAAAUGGUAUUCGUCAGUGAACAUUUUCAAACUGGGAAUAAUAUUAUAUCAUAAGCAGAUUGAAAUGUGUGAACGUUUCAGUGCUUCGAAGACUAAGUUUCGUAGCAGAUUUUGAUUCCGUCACGGGUGCUCCAAAAGGCGGUAAGAGACAUACAAAUAAUCACACAUCAUUAUAAAACAACAAACGAAAAAUACGACGUGGGCGCUUCAAGUAGUAUUAUACACUAUAGAGGUGGUAAGUUUAUUUAUUAUGGAUUCAAUUGUGUGUCCGUUAGAUGAGCCCCCGACUUUGUCCCAAUCGAUUCAAAAAAUCAUCCAAUUUUUGCAAGAAGACUGCAAAUUUGUAUUUAGAAUUUGUAAAUUUGUUAGGUCAGUUAUAGGUAUCCGCUAAUAACAAUCUUGUAAAAUUCGACAAAUACAAUAUAGGUACCUAAUGAUUUAAAAAUUCUAAAAACCAAUUAACAAUUUUUAUAAAAAAUUAUAUCACAUUUUCGAAUUGAUUGUCCAAGUCAGGAGUUGUGUGAAGUUAGAUCUCCGUAAUCGUUUUCAGCUUAUACAUCAAAUGGCUCAUUUGCAUAUUAAAAAAUCGAUUUGCAAUACAAUGGUGAGUUAUUAUAAGAUCCCAAGCCAUUGGACUGGGAACUAAGGAAGAUUAUUUUUAACUUUAAGUCCCACGAAUUCCCACUCGUCAUGAAUCUCAAUUGCGUUCUAUACUUCUAUCUCAUGUGUAGGAAGUGGGCUGUCCCAAAAACGGAAAAAAAUCACCCGUCGAAAAACGCAAGCAGUAUUAUAUCAGCUUAAAGACAGACCGUAUAUUAAGCUAUACUGUGACAGUAGUAGAACUACAGUUGCACUCAUCUCGUCACUAAUCAUCACGGUUAUCGCGACCGUUUGCAACGUCAUGGGGCUGCGGCUUGGUCGGUCCCGUAGAUUAAUUAUCACUGUUUAUAGUAUUUACUAUUGAUGAUCAGUCCCGCCAAAGCGUGUAAGCGACGAGCACGCGAUUCCGUUUACCGAUUUUACUAUCUAAUCUUUGCACUAUAACCAUUGAGUGUCUUCGUGUAUAUUAUAAACAACGAUAUACAUUGCAAAUGGUAGGUACUAUACAUAAUACAGUCGUUCACUCACACACCCGAUCAAAUGGAAUCAUCCGGCACGAUGGACAGAUUUUGCGGAUCGACUUUUUGGGACUGGAACUUAUCCUGGAACACCACCGAUCCGGAUGUUACACCGUGUUUUGAAAAGACCUUUCUAGUCUGGGUACCUUGCCUGUUUUUGUGGCUUUUUUCUCCACUAGAGAUCUAUUACUUGGUGAAUAGUAAAUACAGGGACAUACCAUGGAACUGGCUGAAUAUGGUGAAAGUGGCUGGUUUAUCUAUAUUAUGUAUAAUAUCAACACUCGAUUUUGUAUAUGCAAUAGUCCGAUAUUCAUCAGGGAUGGCGGUAUUUAGUGUAGAUAUCUACACACCACUUGUAAAACUAAUAACAUUUGGAUUUGUCACUGUUUUAAUCAUUGCCAAUCGAAUAAGAGGAUUAAGGUCAUCUGGGUUAAUAUUUAUGUUUUGGUUAUCCAUGGCAUCUUGUGGGAUGGUUCAAUAUCGUACGGAACUCCGAUCAGCAUUUAAUGACGUGUCAUUACAUAACUACCCACUUAUAAGUUACAUGGUGUACUACCCAAUUAUUUUAAUAGAGUUUAUUCUAAGUUUCUUUGCUGAUGCUAAACCUAGGUUAUCUGACUAUGACUCUGUCCAGGUGCCAUGCCCUGAGAUGAAAGCAUCAUUCCCAUCAAAGGUACUAUUUUCAUGGUUUGACUCGUUUGCUUGGUCUGGUUAUAAACGCUCCAUAGAAUCCAAAGAAUUAUGGAAUAUGAUGUAUGACGAUAGUUCACAAGAAGUAGUUUCGGUGUUUGAUAAACAUUGGAAAUGUUCAUUAAUUAAAGCGAAAUUACAAGAUAGUAAAAAAGUACAUUCCAUUAAAAAUAAACCUAAUGUUAGUGUAAUAGAUUCAAAAUACACACACAAAAAGCAAUACAAAAUAUCGAUUCUUCCUGUUUUAUGUAAAUCAUUCGGCAGUACAUUUUUAUUUGGUUCAUUUUUAAAAUUAAUAAGAGACUGCUUAAUUUUUGUUAGUCCUCAAGUACUCAAGCAAUUGAUAAGUUUUGUUGAAAAUCCAACCGAGCCUAUAUGGAGAGGAUAUUUUUAUAUUUUUCUCAUGACGGUGACAGCUAUGUUGCAAACAUUAAUAUUAUAUCAGUACUAUCAUCGUAUGUAUCUCGUUGGUAUGCGUGUUCGUACUUCACUUACUUCUGCCAUUUAUCGAAAGGCUUUAAGAAUUUCAAAUACUGCAAAAAAAUCAUUCACAACUGGUGAAAUAGUUAAUUUAAUGGCAGUGGAUGCAUAUAGAUUUAUUGAUCUGAUAAUGUAUUUAAAUAGUAUUUGGUCCGCACCAUUACAAAUUGCUCUUGCAGUAUACUUUUUAUGGCAGCUAUUAGGAUCAAGUGUACUUGCUGGUCUAUUUGUGAUGAUUGUAUUAAUUCCAAUAAACGCUGCUGUGGCUAAUAAAUCAAUGAAACUUCAGGUCAAACAAAUGGCAAACAAAGAUGAAAGAGUUAAAUUAAUGAAUGAAAUACUGUCCGGAAUAAAAGUCUUAAAAUUAUAUGCUUGGGAACCAAGUUUUGAACAAAAAGUAUUGGAUAUUCGAGGAAAAGAAAUUAAGAUUCUUCGCAGUGCAGCGUAUUUGAGUGCAGCUAAUUCAUUUAUUUGGGGUUGUGCACCAUUCCUGGUAUCAUUAGUAACUUUUGUAGUUUAUGUAUUAUCAGGUGAUAGCCUUAUAUUGGAUGUACAAACAGCUUUUGUUUCAUUAUCUUUAUUCAAUAUUUUACGUUUUCCAUUAACCCUCUUACCAAUGGUUGUGUCGAGCAUUGUUCAAGCUAGUGUAUCUGCAGAGAGAAUAAAUACAUUUUUGAACUCUAAAGAGUUAGAUCCAGAUUCCGUCACUCAUGAUUCUAAUGAAAAUGAUCCAAUUGUAAUUGAAAAUGGUACAUUUACUUGGGGGAAACCAACUGAAGCACCAACAUUAUCUAACAUAAAUUUACGAGUUUCAUCUGGACAAUUAGUUGCUGUGGUAGGAACUGUCGGUUCUGGAAAGAGUUCUUUAGUAUCUUCUUUACUUGGUGAAAUGGAUAAAGUUUCUGGCAGAGCUAAUACUAAAGGAUCAAUUUCAUAUGUACCACAACAAGCCUGGAUUCAAAAUAAAUCACUUAAAGAUAAUAUAUUGUUCGGUCAGCCCUUUAAUGAUAGAGCUUAUAAUAAAGUUAUCAAUGCAUGUGCAUUAAAAACUGACUUCCAAAUGCUUCCAGCAGGCGAUGACACAGAAAUUGGUGAAAAGGGAAUUAAUUUAAGUGGAGGCCAAAAACAAAGAGUAAGUUUGGCAAGAGCAGUUUAUAAAGAGAGUGACAUCUAUUUUUUGGACGAUCCGUUAAGUGCUGUUGAUUCACAUGUCGGCAAACAUAUUUUUGAACACGUUAUAGGAUCUACAGGGUUGUUGCAAAAUAAAACACGAAUUUUGGUUACUCAUGGUAUAAUUUAUCUUAAAGUAGUUGAUUUAAUUGUGGUUAUGAAAGAUGGUCAAGUAUCAGAGUCUGGCACAUAUAAAGAAUUGCUAGAUAAAAAGGGAGAUUUUGCUGAUUUUUUGUUAUUGCAUAUGCAAGAACCAAAUGAAUAUGAAGUUGAGGAAACAGAAGACGCACCUGCAGAUUUAAAAGAAAAAUAUGAUCACCAGAGAAGUGAAUCAAAUUCGAUUUCUUCAAUGCAAAGGCCAAUAUCUAUUGAUUCAAAUAAACCAAUUUUUCAAACUGCUGUUGAAGAGAAAGCCAAACUUAUUGAAUUAGAGAAAGCAGAAAUUGGCAAUGUUAAAUGGGAUGUUUUCUCUCAGUAUAUAAAGUCCAUUGGACCUAUCUUUUGCAUAACUUCAGUUUUACUAACUUUUCUAUUUCAAGGAUUUUCUAUUUCAUCGAACAUUUGGCUGACUGUAUGGUCUAAUGAUGAUAGUUCGCUUAAUCGUAAAACAGAAAAUGAUAGCAAAAAGUGUAUGCACUUAACAGUUUACGGAUUACUUGGUUUUGGUCAAGUUUUUUCGUCGAUAGCAUCAUCAAUAACUUUAUUGCUGGGCACAAUACUUGCUUCAGAAAAGUUAUACAAAUUGGUCAAUGCACGCAUUUUUAAGAAUCCUUUAAGUCUGUUUGAUACAACACCUAUUGGACGUAUAUUGAACAGAGUAUCUAAAGACAUAGAUACCAUUGAUAAUAUAUUGCCAGAGAUGAUUGAAUCAUUUAAACAUAUUCUAGUUUCGAUCAUUGGUACUUUAAUCGUUAUAAGUUAUAGUACACCCAUAUUUACAGCAGUGAUUAUUCCUAUUGCUAUAAUUUAUUGCAUAAUACAGAGAUUUUACAUUGCGACAUCGCGUCAACUGAAGAGACUCGAGUCUGUGUCUCGUACCCCGAUUUAUUCGCAUUUUAGGGAAACAGUUACAGGAGCUUCAUCGAUUCGUGCUUAUGGUGUAGAAUCCAAAUUCAUAUUUGAAUCCGAACAAAAAGUAGAUAUUAAUCAGUCAAGUUACUAUCCAAAUAUCGUGGCCAAUAGUUGGGUAGCUGUAAGGUUGGAAACUAUUGGUAAUUUUAUUAUUUUCUUCUCUGCAUUCUUUUCGGUUAUGGAAAGAGAUACGUUAAGUCCUGGUAUUGUUGGUUUGUCCAUCGGGUAUGCUCUACAGAUCACACAAUCACUCAAUUGGUUAAUUCUUAUUACUUCUGAAAUCGAAACUAAUAUUGUGUCAGUAGAACGUAUUAAAGAGUACGAGAAAACACCACAAGAAGCUGCGUGGGAAGUACCGUCAACUCAGCCACCCAGAGAAUGGCCAACUAACGGAGAAGUUCAAUUUAAGAAUCUUAAAGUUCGUUAUCGUGAAGGUUUAGAUUUAGUAUUGAAAGGUUUAGAUUUAUUAGUGGAAGGAGGCCAAAAGGUGGGCAUUGUCGGACGUACCGGAGCCGGAAAAUCGUCUUUGACUCUUAGUUUGUUCCGUAUCGUCGAAGCUGCCGAAGGAUCAAUUCUUAUCGACGGCGUUGACAUAUCUAAAAUUGGAUUGCAUACGUUACGCAAACGUCUUACAAUUAUUCCACAGGAUCCAGUAUUGUUUUCUGGUACAUUGAGAAUGAAUUUGGAUCCAACUAAUAGUAGUACGGACGCACAGCUGUGGAGUGCUCUAACACUUGCCCAUUUAAAAGCUUAUGUUGUAGGGCUGGACGGUGGUUUGGAUUAUGAAGUGUCUGAAGGAGGAGAUAAUCUAAGCGUGGGCCAAAGGCAAUUGGUGUGUUUGGCAAGAGCAUUGCUAAAGAAGACAAAAAUAUUAGUGUUGGACGAAGCGACGGCGUCAAUAGAUUUGGAAACAGACGAUCUCAUACAAACAACCAUACGAACGGAAUUCAGAGACUGCACAGUGUUGACGAUCGCUCAUCGUCUGAACACCAUUAUGGAUUCUGACAAGGUAAUUGUUUUGGACAAUGGUUUCAUGAUCGAAUACGACUCCCCUGCCAAUUUGCUUCAAGACAAAUCGUCGGUUUUCCAUUCGAUGGCAAAGGACGCAGGUCUAGCGCAAUAACUGCAAUUAUAGGACAAUGGCGCAGCACUUAGGUUUAUAUUUCAUUUACGUUAUUUUACAAAACAAUUUCUUAAUAUUUCGACGGAUAAUAAUUUAUUCAAAUGUCACACAUAAUUUUUUCGAAUUAUCGUAAAUAAUAUUUUUUUCGAACGUCGUUUGCCCUUAACCAGCACUAGGUGAGGUGUCCGGUAUAGUCGUCAAAUUCGGUCUGUGAUAGGUAUACCAAUCUCGCGUAACACGUAAGCCCGUCAUUAUUGUUUGUUUUACAAUGGUUAUAUAUUUAUAUGAUUUCGUUGUAUUUUUUCUCUGGUUCAUAAUAAUAUUGAACAGAAUAAAUUGUAUUAUAUGUGAUUGGUA